UCAAUUUUAUUUCUUUUUCCAAAUUUGUUUAUGGAUACACAUUCUGAGGUACCGUUAUUUUUUCAUUUUACUAUCUUCGUUUUCUGAGAAUUACCCAAAUUCGUAAACAAACUUCAUUUUGCGCUCAUCAAAAUAAUAGGAGUGUGCCAUUUUAAUCUGUUCAGAGCGCAAAAAAAGAUCGAAAAUUUAAAGCAAUGGGUCGUGGCAAACAUUGCACACCUGAGCGGCGUGAUUUGAUCAAAAACUUGAUUUCAAGUGGGAAAACGUACAAGGAAGUACAAAAAAUAAUUGGAUGCGGUGCUUCCAUGAUCCGAAAUGCACUAAAAUUUUCACCCAAGCCGGAAACCCGUGGCCGACCCCAAGUUCUAGCCGAUAAACUGGCUACACGUGUUGCAAGGUACUCGAAGAAGCAUCCUUUUGCAAGCUGCAAAGAAAUCAAGGAUGAGCUUAACUUGGACGCAAGUAUCCCAACAAUAAGUCGUCUUUUAAAGAAGCAAAAUUUGACUGCCCACAGUCCACGGAAAAUUCCAUUCCACACCAAGAAGCACAUAGCCGCAAGAAUGAAAUUUGCAAAGAGCCAUGUCAACUGGUCAGUUGAAAAGUGGCGUAACAUCUUGUGGUCGGAUGAGUCGAAAAUAGUCCUUUAUGGUGGCAAAGGAUCUCGACAGUACGUUAGAAGACCACCUAACACCGAAUUUAAUGCCAAAUAUUGCAUUAAAACGAUCAAACAUGGCGGACAUAAUAUAAUGAUUUGGGCAUGUUUCUCGUACUAUGGCGUAGGUCCAAUAUAUUGGAUUAAAAAUAUUAUGUAUCAUACUAGGCACCAACUCUUGGCCGAUGUGCCAAGUAUCCGAAUCACAAAAUUGCUUCCCUUUGUUAGCUCUGGAAGUGAUUACGCUGGACCGAUAAUUCUCAAGGAUCGAAAGCGUUCCAACGCUAAGAAAUCAAAGGGAUACACAUGCCUUUUUGUGUGCCUCGUCACGUCGGCACUACACCUGGAACUAGCCACUGACCUAAGCACGGAGGCGCAAGGCGUCCAAGCACUUUACCAAGGAUUCUGGAAGCGCUGCCAACAGGAAUCGCAACUUACUACACUACAACAACGUCCCAAAUGGGAAACACCGCAGCCGAAUGUGGAAUUUGGAGCCCUCGUCCUUAUCAAUGAUUCGAGUACUAUACCAGCUUCCUGGCCACUGGCAAAGGUUAUCGCAACGUACCAUGGAGCUGAUGGUAUGGACAUUAGUCUAACAUUGGUAAAUUCCAAUUACAUGGAAGAAUUGGGCGCCAAGCUGGCCCAUGAUGUCCAUCUUGCCGCAGAGGAGGGCUUCGCGAAAUAG
Molecule: messenger RNA, 1337 nt
Organism: Drosophila bipectinata
Lineage: Eukaryota; Metazoa; Arthropoda; Insecta; Diptera; Drosophilidae
Source: RefSeq, a predicted model, not a curated record